AUGAUUAUUACAGAUCAUGAAGAAAAAAUGUCAUUAAGUUCAGAUUUCUUACUUACUCAUAAAGAUAUAAUGUGUACAACAAAAAUUGAUUUAAAAAAACCAACUGAAACAGAAAUCAAAGCAAAAUCUGGUACUCGUAAAGUAUUAUUAGACUGUAAAGAAGAGCCUAAACGUGGGAAACAAAGAAGAGAAGUACGGAAACCAACUGUAAAGAAAUAA
Schistosoma turkestanicum is the source of this 219-nucleotide messenger RNA. Lineage: Eukaryota; Metazoa; Platyhelminthes; Trematoda; Strigeidida; Schistosomatidae. The record is from the annotation of a GenBank genome assembly.